Molecule: messenger RNA, 1594 nt
Organism: Anguilla rostrata (American eel)
Lineage: Eukaryota; Metazoa; Chordata; Actinopteri; Anguilliformes; Anguillidae
Gene: shisa2a
Product: shisa family member 2a
Exons: 2
Coding region: 208-1038 (276 amino acids)
Source: RefSeq, a predicted model, not a curated record
UAAAAUCCUGUUGCCGGAGACCCCAGUGGUGUCACAUGUCUCGUAGCUUUCAAACUUCGUGGAACCAACUUCAUUGUACACUACGUAUUUGCUUUGUGGAAGCCACUCGUUCGCCUACACGGAUCUUACUGAAGUACUUUUAUUUGCAGCGUGUUUGUGGAUUUUUUAUUAAACGGGCCGCAUUUACCGAGGUACAUAUAGGUAACGAUGGCCGUUUGUUUUAUAGUUAGUGUUUUGUAUUUGCUGGUCUCUGCUUCGCAGCCAGAAUGCGUGGAUAGCACUGGAGAGUACUGUCACGGCUGGGCCGACUCAUACAACAUCUGGCACAAGGGCUUUCAAUGUCCGGAGCUUUACGACGGCGAUGAUUCAAGGUAUUGCUGCGGGACUUGCACGCUAAGGUACUGCUGUAAAGCAGCAGAGGCCAGGUUGGACCAGAGCAGCUGUGACAACGACAAAUUUUUUGAGUUUGAAAAAGACGGGAAGACGGGCGCUAAACCUCCGCAAGUGCCCACAUACUUGCCAUUCCUGAUUGUCGCAAGCGCCUUUGUGUCCUUCGUGGUUGUCGGGACUGUCUUCGCCAUCUGUUGCUGCCGCUGCCUGAAACCCAAGCCUAGGGACCGUCAGGGUGGAUCAGUGCCAGCCCAGAGCCGCCUGCUAGAGUCUAGUGGCCCCUCCUCAGAUGGAAUGACACCAUCCCGCCAUUCCAGUGCCAGCUCAAGUUCUGCAGGGAGGUCCACUGCGACAGCGAGGCAGCAGAACAUUUGCGCCCCUGGCACAGAGGUUACAGUCAACAUGUACGGGCCAGCGGGGUGUGGGUACCCAAUUGCGGCCUCGCAGGCCCAGCAGUACAUACCUGCUGCACAGCCCCAUGGCCCCUUCUUCCAGCCCUACUUGAACUAUGGAAUUGUUCCGGAACACAGCAUGAUGAUGACCCAAGCCUUCUUGGACAACCGCUCAGCCUACACCCCGCAACCGGCCCAUUCCUUCCAACAGGCCCCCAUGCACACUGAACAGUUGUACACAGGGGUGAACAUAUGAGGCCGCUGUUAGACUCAUACAGCAGUUGAUUUGUAACAGCUACAGAGCAGCUUGUGUUCGACAUUGGGAUCAUGCAAGGAAAGAGGCUCUAAUGAGUUGAGAACCCUACAGAGAUUCAAUAUAUGUGCUAAAGAAACAUGAACGUGGGCGGUUCAUUGGAUACCUGUUUGGUGCUCAGUGAAUUCCAACAUUGUGGUCUUUACAAGGACUGCCAUGGGAGAAUUCUUUUAUGCAGUGAGAUCAAAUUAAAAUGUAUAACAUUAGAAUAUUGUGUUUUUAAACUAUGUGCCUUUUUAAUUAUUUGUUUUACAGACUUGCGAAUGCUUUUGGAUUGUAUUCAUUUCUUGACAGGGAUAUUUUUGCUUGUAAUGCAUCAUCCAUAGAUGUGCAGGAAAACAUGUAUAUUCAUAUUGAAUGACCAUGCCUGUUUAGCAAGUACUUUAGCUUAUUGUUGCUUCUGAAAAGGGAGUGCUUGAUGUUUUAUAACAUUUUUGUAAAAUGAUAAAAUUUCCACUGUUUUCAGUGCUCAUUUGAAUACAAAAAAACUUGGACAAUC